AUGGAACUGGACUGGAAUGACGCAGCCCUCAGAGGCCAGUUUGCCCAUGGCCUCCACUGGGAGGUCAGCCGUCAAAUAGCAACCCGUGAAAGUUGCCCGCAUACCCUCCUCAAGCUGCAGAAUGCAGCACUUGUCAUCAACAACGCUCUCUGCAAAGAGCAAGCUAGCCAUCCGCCAAAGGAUAAUAAGCCUAGCAGACCAUCCAACCCUGCAAGGGGGACAAGUACCGGCCAGUCCACAACCGGUUCAAAGAAACUCUCCAACAACCCCAACUUUGUGUUGGAGGAGGAGCGCAACCGCCGCCGCGCCGCAGGUGCCUGUAUCAAAUGCGGCAAAAUGGGUCACAAGUUUGUGGAAUGCCGCACGGGCUGGAAGGCUACCCUGGCUGAGGAUAAGGGAAAAGCCAAGGAAACUGCCAAGACUGGCAAAGACUCUGAGUACCAAUUGGGAAAAGACAUCAAUAAAAUAUCCCCACUCUUCACAAUUUCAAUUAAGCCAGAGAAACAAGUGGACCUACUAGAAGUCCUGAUAGAUUCAGGCGCCACAUCAUCAUUCCUUCACCCUUGCACCGCGGAACUACUCCGCCUACCCCUGAUAGAUCUUCCACAACCCUGUACCGUCACCAUGCUUGAUGGGUCAAGCCCCCAGGCAGGCAAAAUCUGGAAGAAGGCAAACCUGACCUUCUCCUUUGAUGGCAAGCGCAUGACCAAGACCUUCCUUAUAUGCAAUACAGGGUCUCAUGCCGCUAUCCUAGGAUUGAAAUGGUUGGACGCACACAAUCCAGAAAUUGAUUGGAACACAUGCACACUCUCCUUUCCCCAUGCACCACCCAAACACGUGGCCAUUGCCAAGGAAGAGGAAGCCAACAAAAACCCCCUAGAAGGAGUACCCUCCAAAUACCAUCAAUACGCCAAGGUAUUUGGAGAAGAAGAAUUCAAUAAGCUUCCCCCCCAUUGGCAUUACAAUAUUGGUAUUGAACUCACAGAAGAAGGACCCUUGAAUUCACCUCUCUACAGCAUGACCAACGCCAAGUCAUCCACGCUCAAGGACUGGCUCAGGGACAAACUCAGGGCUGGAAAGAUCCGCCCCAGCAAGUCUUCCAUUAGUUCCCCUGUUAUGUUUGUACCCAAAAAGGAUGGUUCUUGUUGCCUUGUAGUUGACUAUUGCCGCCUGAACAAUUGGACCAAGAAGAACGUUUACCUGCUGCCCCGUCCUGAUGACCUCAUGGCCCAGCUCUGCGGCGCUAAGAUCUUCACAAAGCUGGACCUACGCUGGGGAUACAACAAUGUCCAGGUUAAAGCAGGUGAUGAAUGGAAAACCGCCUUCUGGACCAAAUACGGCCUUUACAAAUCCCUGGUCAUGACAUUUGGCCUGACAAACGCUCCUGCCUCCUUCCAGCACUUCAUGAACAACUUGUUCAAGGACCUGUUAGACGUAUGCAUCAUCAUUUAUCUUGAUGACAUCCUAAUCUACUCCAAGGAUGACACAUCUCACACCCAGCAUGUUCAUGAGGUCCUGCGGCGCUUGAUGGAAAACCAGCUGUUCUGCAAAGCGUCCAAAUGCACGUUCCAUGUAACUUCCGUGGAAUACCUGGGGAUUAUUGUGUUGGAUAAAGGCUUUAGCUUGGACAAACUCAAGAUCCAAGCCAUCCAGGAAUGGCCCACUCCCACUAAAGUCAAAGAGGUCCAGUCCUUCCUUGGCUUUGCCAACUUCCUCCGCCAAUUUGUCGCUAAUUUCAGUCACAUGGCAAGGCCACUACAUAACCUAGUCAAGAAGGACACACCCUGGGUAUGGAGUACCAAGGAACAGGAAGCCUUCCAAGGAUUGAAAGACGCCAUUACCACUGCCCCGGUACUUUGUCAUGCCAACCCCUCCAAGCCAUACUUCCUCAAGACGGAUGCAUCAGGCGCAGCCCUAGGGUUCCUAUCUGAAUCAUUCAAAGGGGCCAAACAGAAUUACGACACCCACAAUAAGGAACUAUUAGCUAUCAUCUGGUCAUUUGAAUACUGGCGCAUUUUCCUAGAAGGCACAAAUCAUCCAAUCACAGUCUUCACAGAUCACCGGAAUCUGGAAUACUGGAAGGAAUCAAGGACCUUUAAUUGCCACCACGCACAAUGGCAUCUCUUGCUAGCAGGAUAUAACUUCCAAAUUGUGUACCGCCCCGGCAAACAGUUGGGAAAGCCCAAUGCCCUCUCCCGCCAAUCAGACCAUGCGGACGUCCCCCCUGCCAACCAAACCAUGUUGCCCGGACCAGUCUUUGCCAAUGUUGCCUUAGUAACCCUGGAAAAAGAGUUACAACGCCAGAUCAAAGCUGCCUUAGAUCAAGACAAAUCCUUAGAAGAAAUACUCCAAUUCCUCCAAAGCAAAUCAAAGGCACCCUUGUCCAUCAAAAGGGCCUUCAAGGACUACCAAAUGGAAGCAGGACUACUCUUCUAUCAAGGCCGGAUUGUAGUCCCUGACGUUGGAACCCUGAGAACAGAUCUACUGCAGAUCUUCCAUGACAGCCCCCUGGCUGGUCACCCAGGAAGGCAGCAAACGCUGGAACUGGUCUCAAGGAACUAUUACUGGCCCGGAAUCCGCGCAGCCACUUACUGGCAUGUGGACUCUUGCAAAACCUGUCAGCAAAUCCGGAAACCCAAGUACACGUCUAUUCCGCCUCAACCCCUAGAGCUACCAACGCGCCCCUGGCAACACAUGUCAUAUGAUAUGAUAGUGGACUUACCUAAGGAUGGAAACAGCAACUCUAUCUUGGUCAUUGUAGACAGCUUCACCAAAUAUGUCAUCUUGGUGGAAUGUUCCAAAAAGCUCAAGGCCCCGGAACUGGCAGAUCUAUUCCUACGGCACAUAUGGAAGCGUUACAGCAUGCCCAAAAAGACAGUCUCAGACCAAGGGAGGGUCUUCAACAACAAAUUCCUAAAAGCCCUGUACCAGUGCCUAGGAAUAGACCCUCACUUCUCCUCUGCUUACCACCCUCAAAGUGACGGACAAAUGGAACAAGUAAACCCCACCGUGGAACACUUCCUGAGGGCCUAUUCAGGGGUCAACCAAAGGGACUGGGUCAAGUGGUUACCAAUGGUGGAGUUUGCCUACAACAAUGCAACACACAGUAGCACCAGCAAAUCUCCCUUCAAGGCACUGUAUGGGUGGGAACCGUCCCUGACCCCAAGCAACGUACCAACAGAUGUCCUGGAGGCUGAUGACAUGGCAACCCAAAUGGAAGCUCAAUGGCGGGAAAUAGAGGCCACACUCCAACAAUCAAAAUCACGUAUGACGGCCAGAAGAACAGGGGAUCCAAUUAGCUUUGAAGUUGGGGAAGAAGCCUGGUUAGACGCCAAGAACAUGAAGCUGAAAACCCUAAGUCCCAAGCUAACGGAACAACACCUAGGCCCCUUUGAGAUAACGGAAAAAAUCUCCAACUGUGCGUACCGCUUGAAACUCCUGCCAUCAAUGAGGAUCCACAACGUCUUUUAUGUGGGGUUACUGUCUAAAGUGAGAAGGGAUGAUAAGCGCGCCUUCAAGAACCAACCUCUGCUGGUGACCAUAGACAGGGAAGAGGAAUACAAGGUAGAAGGUAUCACAGACAUGGAAGAAAGGAAUGGGAAAUGGUUUUUCAGGGUCAAAUGGAAGGGAUAUGGGUCAGAAGAGAAUACCUGGGAACCAAGGGAAAACCUCAAGAACGCCAAAAAAAUCCUAAAAGAUUUUUGA
This is a messenger RNA of Rhizoctonia solani, 3705 nucleotides long. Its product is annotated as Retrotransposable element Tf2 protein. The record is from RefSeq and is a predicted model, not a curated record. Gene Ontology annotation, biological process: DNA integration. The transcript has 3 exons. Gene Ontology annotation, molecular function: zinc ion binding; nucleic acid binding. NCBI's taxonomy places the organism in Eukaryota, Fungi, Basidiomycota, Agaricomycetes, Cantharellales, Ceratobasidiaceae. The coding region runs from base 1 to 3705 and encodes 1234 amino acids.